Molecule: messenger RNA, 984 nt
Organism: Jaculus jaculus (lesser Egyptian jerboa)
Lineage: Eukaryota; Metazoa; Chordata; Mammalia; Rodentia; Dipodidae
Gene: Mrpl19
Product: mitochondrial ribosomal protein L19
Exons: 6
Coding region: 1-876 (291 amino acids)
Biological process (GO): translation
Cellular component (GO): ribosome; mitochondrial large ribosomal subunit
Molecular function (GO): structural constituent of ribosome
Source: RefSeq, a predicted model, not a curated record
AUGGCCGCGAGUGUAGUACAAGGCCACCGGGCUGCCAUGCGUCUGGCCCCUAGCCACCGAGCCGCGAGGCUGCUUUUCGCCGCGCCCGCCUCUGUCGCGUCUUGGCUCAGCGCGGGGUUCGAGCGCGCGCGCAGCACCGGACCUUCCCAGCCCGGCGCCUUCCAGCCGCCGCCGAAACCCGUCAUCGAGGACAAGCGCCAAAUCACGGGCACCGAGAGGAGGUUCUUGAGCCCUGAAUUCAUUCCUCCAAGGGGAAGAACUAAUCCUCUGAAGUUUCAAAUAGAAAGGAAUGAUAUGCUAGAAAGGAGAAAGGUGCUCCACAUUCCUGAGUUCUAUGUUGGAAGCAUACUACGUGUUACCACAGCCAACCCCCAUGCCAAUGGAAAAACCAGCCAGUUUCUGGGAAUUUGCAUCAAGAGAUCAGGAAAAGGACUCGGUGCUACUUUUACCCUUAGGAAUACCAUUGAAGGGCAAGGUGUGGAGAUUUGCUUUGAGCUGUAUAAUCCUCGAAUCCAUGAGAUCCAAGUAGUCAAAUUAGAGAAGCGGCUGGAUGACAGCUUGCUGUACUUACGAGAUGCCCUCCCUGAAUACAGCACUUUUGAUAUGAAUAUGAAGCCACUUAUACUAGACUCUAGCCAGGAAGUUCCUGUAAAUAAGCUGAAAGUUAAGAUGAAGCCAAAGCCGUGGUCUAAACGCUGGGAACGUCCAUAUUUUGACAUCAAAGGAAUCAGGUUUGAUCUCGCCUUAACUGCGGAGCAGAUGAAAGAGGCUCAGAAAUGGAGUGAGCCAUGGCUGGAGUUUGAUUUGAUGAGGGAGCACAACACUGCAGAAGUGGAAGCUGCAGUGUGGGAGGAAAUCAGAGCAUCAAGGUCCUGAUCGGAAUGCACCUGGUGACUUGCAGAUGCACAGGCCCUCAGAGGACAUAUUUUAAAACCAAUUUACUUUGAUUUACAAGAACAUAGUCAUUAAAUGAACUAAGCAUUC